Messenger RNA from Misgurnus anguillicaudatus (oriental weatherfish), 2280 nucleotides. It is a transcript of the gene scamp3, whose product is annotated as secretory carrier membrane protein 3. The record is from RefSeq and is a predicted model, not a curated record. Lineage: Eukaryota; Metazoa; Chordata; Actinopteri; Cypriniformes; Cobitidae. Gene Ontology annotation, biological process: protein transport. Gene Ontology annotation, cellular component: trans-Golgi network membrane; recycling endosome membrane.
ACCAUUUCCCUGUCAGCUGACACUAAUACAUUUCCUGAACACCAUCGCUCAGGUUUUGAAGUAAAAUAGAAACAAAAUCGUGUGGUUCGUCCGUACUAACGUUACCAAAGAUAAAGAUUAACAAUACCAUACACGAAGACCAUAAUACCGCAGCAAAAUAAGGACUGGACACAUAAUCGGGUUUAAAGGGAAGUCCGACUUCUCUUUUCAAUGUUUUUGCUUAGCUAGCUAACGUUAGUGUUUACUGGGCGGAAGCUGGUUUGUUUUGGUUAAAUAUUUAACUUAUACAGUAAUCGGGCAUUUUCAGGCUUGACUGGGUUUAAAUCCCAGGCACACAAACUUGCUAGUCAGUGGUUUUGAUUGCACUGUUGAGAUAAACCUGAGAUCUGAGGCCAAACCAGAACCAAGAUGUCAAAAUACACCACUUUUCCUGACGCAACAGAUGAUCACAAUCCAUUUCAGGAUCCAUCAGUGACUCAGCAUAGCAGUAACACUGGCUUCGCCACUCUGGACCUUUAUAACCCAUUUGACAAUAGCACGGCUGGGCCUCCGCCCCCUUACGAGGUCACAUCUCCUCCUGUCCCACCUCCUGCUCAAACACCACCAAGUAGGAUCACACCCACCGAACCCAGGAGUUAUGGAUCCUAUGGAACACAGUCUGCAGUGAAUGCCACCACAGCGGAUCUGUUAAAGAAACAGGAGGAACUAGAAAGAAAAGCAAAGGAGCUGGAGAGAAGAGAGCGAGAACUGGACGCUCAUGCGCUCGGACCUGGAGCCUCUCGUCAAAAUAAUUGGCCCCCAUUGCCCUCUUUCUGUCCGGUGGGACCCUGUUUCUAUCAAGACAUUAAUGUGGAGAUUGGCCAAAGUUUCCAGCGCAUUGUCACCACGAUGUACUACUACUGGAUGUUCACAGCGUGCACUUUGUUAUUUAAUCUCAUCUCCUGUAUGGCUGUGUUCUUUGUGGAUGCCAGUAAUGGAGUGGGCUUUGGUCUUGCCAUCCUCUGGGUAAUCCUCUUCACCCCCUGCUCCUUCAUCUGUUGGUACAGACCUGUGUACAAAGCAUUUAGGAGUGACAGUUCUUUCAACUUCUUCAUAUUCUUUUUUGUCUUCUUCGCCCAGCUGGUGCUUUAUGUUAUUAUGACUAUUGGCAUCCCUGGCUGGGGCUACAGUGGUUGGAUCGUGAGUCUGGCUGCUCUUCGGACCAACAAAGCAGUGGGCGGGAUCAUGAUGUUGAACGCUGUGCUCUUCACCGCUCAGGCUGCGUUGGGAGUCGUGCUGCUCAAAAGGGUUCAUUCACUGUACAGGCAGACUACGGCGAGCUUCGAAAAGGCCCAGGCUGAGUUUGCCACCGGCGUGCUUUCCAAUCAGGCAGUGCGCCAGGCCGCCGCCAAUGCCACUGUAUCUGCGGCACAGGGAACGUUCACCGCGCCCCGGUAGACGGUUGGAUGAGAUCGAAGAUAACUCGAUCGAAAGGAUCGAAGACCCCACUUGCAUGCAGGUCAAGAUAAAUGGACUCAUAAUGAUAGUGGUUCAACAUUUAAUGUUUUUGUUUUCAUUAAAGUCUCACUGAGCAUAGGGCAUAAGUUUAUACAUGCAAGAAGGAAUGAAGUAUUUGUCGAAUUUGAGAUUAAGCUCUCUAAGAUCAUUUUUGACAAUGGAUGUUUUCAUGUAUCAAAAUAGAAAAGUACUUAACAAUACACAUUGUAAUUUUCUUUAACAUCUCUAAAGCUUGUAGAUUUCACUAAGAUGUGCCACCUUUUGCUUUUUCCUGACUUUGUUUAUUGUGUAUAAAAUGUAAAUGGCAAAAUAAAGAAAGUAUUUCAUUUACUUCUGAACUAAUGAAAUUAACUACUUGCCAAAAGCUUUUCUUAAUGUAAGAUACGAAUCCCAUAUCAUAUUACAGAAAUGUAUGAUUGUAAAGUGGGUGGAUUUCUUGCUUUAGAUUUAUUAAUAAAAGCGCAUGUUUUGAUGCAGCCUAUACUACUGUAUGUUUCUCUAUAGAGUAACAUGCGUGAUAGACAUUGUGCAUUGAAAAGCUUUGGGAUGAUUGACUAAAGUUGUUUCAACAGUUUUGUGUUGCUUUUGUGAUUUGUAUUUUUUGUUUGUUUUUCGUGAUUUCAAUCUAACAUUUUGUCUGACGCUAAAUUAUAUAUAUCUGAACAGAAGUAUUACUCUGCUGUUUUUAUUGUUGUGGUAUUGCUGCUCAAUGUUUAUGUCGUAAGUGCCACUGUGUUCUUUGUUUUUUAUUUUUAUUAAAGUUUAUGAAUAUGCAACUUAAAA